CGCAAAUCUGUUCUUGUUGAAUAUUUCUUUUUCGAUAUGGCCUCCAAAAGGUUUUAUCGAAAACAAAAUUAGAGAACCAAAAAUCUACAAGAACAGAAUUACUGAAUGUGAUCGUCGUUCAUUGGUAAUUUGAAAGUACCGUGAGAAUUUUUCAUAGACUUGGGUCAACCAUGCAAAACUUUGAUGAUCUAGACAUAGAGGGACGCAAUCCCUCACAUUUAUCAGAAGCAGAUAAAGAAAAGGAAGAAUAUGAUCGAAAACGUUUAAUGAGAAGUAGUGUCACUGCUGAAGAUGGCACACUUAGACCUGUGUAUUCUGAAACAGAAGAUGGUGAUAUAUGGUGUCAUAUAUGUAAUAUUGCUUUAUUUGGAGCUCAUAAAUUACUAAAUCAUAAUACAUGUAAUCGUCACAAAAUGAAAUUAAAUGAAUGGCCAUAUCCAGUUUUAUUAUGGUCCAAACGAUCAGACAUUGUGAAAACAGCUCCACCUGUACAAUCAACUGCCAUUGGUGAUGGUUUGGCACCUGGAGAACCAGUACCACCUGGUAUGGAAGAUCAAAUAACUAGAACAACUACGAUUCAGAUGAGUCUGGAUCGACAUAGAAGUUCUCCACUUGUUGGUCUAGAAUAUUUACUUGAACUGGUUGAUAAUGAUUCUUGUGAACCAAGUUAUACAUGUGUUUUGUGUGAUAAACGAGGUGAUCCUCGCACUGUUAUGGCUCAUAUUGCCAGUUAUAAUCACAGAAUAACUUAUCUAAAUAGACAUUUUCCAACAAUAUCGCGAGCAAUUACGGAAUUACCGCGUACACCUAAUUAUAAACGUGGAGCUAAUGAAAUAUCUGUGUUAGUGGCUAAGAAGAUUGAAGAACGAUUUGGAAGAUUACAACCUCAAUUAGUAGACAAGAAUCAAUUUGAAAAGAAUAAAAUGCAGUAUAUCAAGAGGGUCUAUCAGGAUUAUCAUUUUAGGGAAACGCCAGAGUUAACAUUUAUGGAUGUUUACGAUGUGCGAUGGGUAACAAACUUUGAAGAGAAGAUGGCAGAAAUGACUGGUAAUAGUAAUUCAAAGAAAGAUUCUCAACCUACCGAUGAGAAGCAAGACGAUAAACAUAAAAGUGAAGAUAAGAAAAUUGAGAAAUCAUCUCCGAAGAAAACAGAUUCAAAAUCAGAUACUACUAAAUCGGGUUUCAAGAUCCGUAUUCUCACGAGGGAUAAAUUAAAUAUCCGCAAACCUUUAGAUAAAGAUGAAGAAAACAUGAAAAAAUCCCCCAAACGACCCUCUGACGAGACGAAAUCUCUCUCGUCACUUUCGAGUAUAUCAAGUAGUCCGUCGCCAUCGCGUUCGAGAUCACGAUCACCUAUUCGUAGUCGUAAGGCCAGUUCGGUAGAUAAAAGUGGGAAAUACCGUAGUAAAUCGCGAUAUUCACGAGAUCGUACGCGUUCAAGAACUCGUUCCCGUUCACGUUCUCCAGAACCACUCAGAGAACGAGAUAAAUGGGAUAAAUAUCGAGAACAAAUCAGACGUGCUGAAGAAACGCUUGAUCGUGCAUUAAAGUUUCAUGAAAAAAAUCCAGAGAAGCAUCCGUCUUAUCCUGAUGAAUGGAAAAAGUUUUGGAAUAGACGAUAUAAAGAAUUGCAAGCUGAAGGCAAAGAUCCAAGUAAACAUGACUUUAAACCGGAAUGGAUUGAAUUUUGGAACAAAAGAAUGCGUGAAAUCCAUAAUGAACAAUUACAACAGAGAAAAGAAGAGAUCAGGAAGCGAUUAGAAUUACCGGAAGAUAAACCACCGGAAAAAUGGAUUCCAUCAAACAGACGCGAGAGGUCGCCAAAAAGAAGUCGUCAUCGUGUGGAAAGCGAUGAUGAAGUAGAGUAUGUUGGUACGAAAACGAUUAAAACAGAUUAUUAUGAUCGUCAUGAGAUGAGAGAACGUGAUUACGCGUAUUCUUCAUACAUGCGUGGAAGGGGUAGUAUGUAUAGAAGCAGUUAUUAUCCUCGAGGUAUUCCACCCCGCACAAGACCGAUACAUUACGCAACACCGUACCCAGUAAAAGAUAAAUCUCCAAGUCCAAUGCCAGAUGAAGUAUUAACCGAGGAUUUAGAAGUGGUUGGUUUAUUACGAUUACUUACAGCACUUGAGGGCCAAUUAGGCUCUCUUGGACCGAAAAUAGUAUCUCUUCUUUCAAAAGCGUUAGCUGCAGAAAAGGCGAAACCUAAUUCUGCCGAAGAAUUAUUAUAUGAUGAAGAAGUGAGUGUAUUAUUUGAAACAGUGAAGGAGAAACUAAAGGGUCAGCUAUUCGCAGGAAUGAUAGAAAAAAUGGCGAUAACGCCAACGAAAACUGCGAUACAAAAUAUUGCUCAAUUAUUGCAUAAAGCAACAGAAAAUAAAAAGAAAAUGGAAGAAGAGAAGAAAAAACGGGAAUUAGAAGCUGCUAGAUCGACGAAUUAUUUAUCUAGAACAGUUUAUCCAAGGCCAGUCGAGAUAAUUACACCUGCGAUUAAAUCUGAACCUGUUAGCGUGCCUGGUGUCGGAACUGUAGACAAAGUAGCUAUAGCUCAACAAAUAGCAGCUGCUUUAGUAGCACAAGGUAGAUCUAAUGUAUCACAAGAAGAGCUAGAAACUCUUAUUAAUGCUGUUGUUGGAAUGGCCGAAGCAUCUAAAAAUUCUGACAAACUAGUAACUACUGCAGAUUUUGUUAAAGGAUUAUCAAGUGGUAAUAAUUCUCUUCCUCAGGCUACAUCAGCUGUAUCCACAACUUCAACAACAAUAGAUACAGUGGAACGUCAAACUUCUAGAAUGGAAAGCCUAUCGGAUACAGAUUUGAAAUCGCUUUUACAAAACUUCAAAGACUUAAGUACUCAAGAACAACACGGACUUAUUAAUUUCUUAAAAAAAUUAGAAAUAACUGAUCCAGUUCGAGUAGAAAAAUUAAGAGCAUUCGUUAAUUUAGGUACAACACCAAUAACAUCUACAGCACCAAAAUUAAAAUCUCCAACGCCAGAAAAAGUGGAAAUUACUGCUAAAUCAAAUAGAACUAUUUCACCUUUCUCUAUACGUAAAGGAACUCAAAAUCUUGUGGAGGAAGAAGAUAAAUGGAAGCCUAAGAUAGAUAUGUUUGCAAAUGAUGACGAGGAAGAACAACAAACUAAAAAUGAGAAUGAAGAUAAGAAAACGAAGUUAGAUCUAUCAGAUGACGAUGAUGAUUACACAUUUGAGGAUAUAUAUAAGGCAGCGGACAAAAAUGUUAGCGAGAAUGAAAAAGCAAAGAAAAAAUCACGAGGGUUUUCGAAAUCAUUGUCAAAUUCGCCAAGAUCAUGGACGCGUUCUCAUUCACGUUCGAGAUCACGUUCUCCGGUAAGAUCGAAAGAAUUAACAAAAACCAAUGAUCCAAAUGCAAUUUUAAAUGAAACCAAGCGAUUAAUAGCUAACAUAAUGGGUGAUCUUCCAAAUAAGUAUGUGCCAAAAUCGCACCUGCCAUUAACAAAUGAAAAUACCGAACAAAAUAUGACGAAACCUGUAGAGCCAAUGUCUAAUACAUCGACGGCUCCAGUUUCAAAUUUUUAUAAUCAAGAAUAUGUUCAAAAUAAUCAACAAUCUUGCUCCCGUCCACAAGGACCUUCUUUAAGUUACCCGAACAUGUCCAAUCAACAAUUCCAGAAUUAUCCUUCUCAAGUAUAUAGUGGUAACCAGGGUUACAUGGACAAUAGUUAUAAUUACCAAGGUUACGGUAGUCUAGGAAAUCAGGGUCAAUACAGUGGACCGUCCAUGACAUCGAAUCAAUAUCCGACUCAACAAAAUUAUGAUGGAUCAGCUUAUGCUGGCCCAACUACAGGUCAUUCUAAUUAUCCACAACAACCACAACAGCAACAGUACGGAAAUUAUGUGCAACAACAGCGUUUUUAUUAA
Messenger RNA from Apis laboriosa (Himalayan honeybee), 3899 nucleotides. RefSeq lists its product as uncharacterized. The coding region runs from base 171 to 3899 and encodes 1242 amino acids. The record is from RefSeq and is a predicted model, not a curated record. NCBI's taxonomy places the organism in Eukaryota, Metazoa, Arthropoda, Insecta, Hymenoptera, Apidae. The transcript has 6 exons.